Molecule: messenger RNA, 2495 nt
Organism: Aedes aegypti (yellow fever mosquito)
Lineage: Eukaryota; Metazoa; Arthropoda; Insecta; Diptera; Culicidae
Product: decaprenyl-diphosphate synthase subunit 2
Exons: 4
Coding region: 771-2132 (453 amino acids)
Biological process (GO): ubiquinone biosynthetic process; isoprenoid biosynthetic process
Cellular component (GO): transferase complex; mitochondrion
Molecular function (GO): prenyltransferase activity
Source: RefSeq, a predicted model, not a curated record
AGUGAGUAAAAGCCCAGAUUAGUGGACGUCGUCUGCAAACGGGAGUAGAAAUCGUCUGUCGGUCGGAUUCGCCGUGUGCCGGAAUUUUCGUCAGGUGUUAAUAAUUUAUGCUGGAAACAAGUUUGGUACGGUUUUGGUGAUGCUACUACUAAAGACGACAACGUGUGGUUUAUCCGAGCAACGUGUCGCGGCCGUCAUUCGAUAAGCAGUGAUUCGGAAAUUCGGACGUGCCAAAAUUGAAGUCGCCUGCGGGGAAGUGAAUGCAAGUGCAAUAUCGCUCCAUGGUGUGGAGAAAGAAAGUUAACACACACGAUUGAAGUUUAAACCAAGAAGACGUGAACGAGAAGUGCAGUUUGUGAUGUAAAUAAAAGAAAAGAAACGCGUAUUGGUGGUAAAAAGUUUGGAAAUAGCAGUACUGAACAACAUUGAACUAGUGCAAAUAAAGACACAACCGACAAUCGGCCCCGCACGGUAUAAGGAAAGGAAUUUUCACUUUUUGUCUUCGCACAACGUUUCUUGUAUGCGAGCCCUGUAGGCCUAUAGGCAGACGGUAGCAAAUCCAUCAGCAGCGUUUACGGACCCCAGUAUCAAACAGUCAUCAGCCCAACAUAGUCAUUCUCCGCUAAGGCAACGUGUUAGUUCGCGCGCGCGCACUUGCGGAUCUGUUCCACUUUCACACAGCGACGAACCCUGAACUGAACUGAUCGCCCAAAGCUGAACUUACUCCCUCGUCGUCGCUGAAAAAGGCAGAUUAGGAACCGUUGGCGAAAAUGUCCCUGAGCCGUAUCUGCUGUCUGCAGGCCCAUCUACGGAAUGCCAGCAAAACUAGUAGCGCCGUACUGGGAUCGGCGAUGCCUCGUUAUCGACCCUCGACGGUGAUCAACCUGCGCACAAUCAGUUCCAGUUCGUUGGUUCGCGACAAACAAGCGACGGUCACGACGGCCAAACCCGUCCAAAAACAGCACGAUUGGAACCGGGCCGUGAGUGAGGCGGAAAAGAUUGUCGGCUAUCCGACGUCCUUCCUGAGCCUGCGAUGGCUGCUGAGCGACGAGAUUGCCAAUGUGGCACUGCAUCUGCGGAAGCUGGUCGGCAGUAAUCAUCCGCUGUUGAAGACGGCCAAAAUUCUCAUCUACAAUGGCAAAAACAACAUGCAAGCGUGGGGCCUUAUCGUUCUACUCAUCUCGAAAGCCGUUGGACAUGCCCCCUCGGUUCCCGAUCUGGAACAGGAUAAAAGUGCCGGCGUGCUGCACUCACAACGUGCCCUGGCAGAAGUGACCGAAAUGAUUCGCACCUCGUCGCUCGUUCAUCAGGGUCUGGUCAAUUUGCAACCGCUGGCCAAUGCCGGAAAUGAACUCAGCGGCGAUAGUGAAAUGAUUUUCGGCAACAAAAUUGCACUGCUGAGUGGAGAUUAUUUGCUGGGAAAUGCCUGUUUGCAGUUGGCUGGACUGAAGAAUCAGGAGCUGAUUGAACUGAUUUCGUCUUCUGUGCGAGAUUUAGCGGAAUCGAAUUUUGUAGGCGAUCGAGAUAUGCAGAACAAUCCACUGCCAUCGAAGCCGGAACCAGGGGCAACUAGUUCGUCGGAUUCGCUGAGCGAUGAGGAUCUAGGAUUCGGUGAUCUAGAGGACAAUACACAACCCUUGAACAUCAAGGACGUGUUGGGUAAUCCGGAGAAGGAAUGGUCCCUUAGGCACAUCCUUUCUGCUGGCAGCCUGCUGGGUAAAAGCUGUCAGGGUGCUCUGAUCCUGGCUGGACAACCGGUGAAGCUGCAAAAGCAAGCGUAUCUGUUUGGAAAGCACCUCUCGCUAGCAUGGCAGGCUUGUAUCGAUAUGGAACCGUUCAGCAGUCCCAAUCUUACGCCAGGUGGUCGCUUCAGUCUCAUCUCGGCCCCGGUACUCUUCCACCUGGAGCACGAUCCAACGCUCUACGAGGAAAUCAAAAAGGGACGCGAAUCGGUGGACAACAUCGACUACGCCAAGAUUCACAGUGAAGUCAUCAAGGGACCAGGGCUGGAAAAGACGCGCAAUCUUCAGAAGAAGCACAGCCUGGCGGCGAUGGCGGUGCUAAAUGAAUUGCCUCCAUCCGAUGCCCGGACCGCGCUUCAGAACAUCAUCCUGGCGAUGCAGGACUUGUAAUAGCAAAAUUACUAAAUUAUCUGUUAGAAAAAAAAGACACACACGAAGCGAAUACUCUUCUUCAGUUUUCUUUUAGCAGCUAGGAAAGAAGAUGUGCGAAGAUGAAAAAAAAACGAAAAAUUACCAUUCCGUCCAGUGAGAAGAAAAUCAUUUGAUUGUUAGGACACUUUACUGAUUGAACGGUAUGCUGGCUGUUGGUCCCAGUAAAACCAAGAGCGGAGACGAUUUGGACGUUUCUAUGCUAAUUACUCUUACAACAAAAUAGGCAAUAUUAAAUAGUAGGACGUAGGGUUAAGUGGUGAUUGUGUUUGAUCCGUAUUCAGAAUAAUAUAUUUAUAACUGUUGACUUUUGUAGAAAAUGAA